Lucilia cuprina (Australian sheep blowfly) is the source of this 6224-nucleotide messenger RNA. RefSeq names its product zinc finger protein rotund (gene Blimp-1). Gene Ontology annotation, cellular component: nucleus; cytoplasm. Gene Ontology annotation, biological process: cell fate commitment; regulation of transcription by RNA polymerase II. Bases 1470 to 5192 code for a protein of 1240 amino acids. Lineage: Eukaryota; Metazoa; Arthropoda; Insecta; Diptera; Calliphoridae. The transcript has 6 exons. Gene Ontology annotation, molecular function: RNA polymerase II cis-regulatory region sequence-specific DNA binding; histone deacetylase binding; DNA-binding transcription repressor activity, RNA polymerase II-specific. The record is from RefSeq and is a predicted model, not a curated record.
UAAAAAGCUUUUUUCAUUAAUAAUAUUUUUUGUAAAAAAAGGUUUUACCAAAAGCUUUUUUACCAAAAAAAAAGUGCAGAAACUUACUUACUCGAAUUUCUGCAAAUGGCCAUUGUCAAAUAAAAGUUUACACAGGCAAUUUAAUGCAGCAAUGUCUCAACCGUCACUAAAGUCCUUAAUGUACUUUCACAAAAUGAUUUGCCCCAGCCGAGGUUAUCAACCUUAAACGAAAAGGAAGAACAAUACAUAAACUCAUCCUUUGCAGCACAAGGAACAUACAAAUCUAACAUUACAUUAAAGCAAACCCAUAACACCAUUACAGACCAAACCAGACUAGACCGAAGGAGUCAUCCAACAAUAAUACAAUUCUAUGUCUAUACUUUAAUAAUAAUCAGCAAAAAAAAAAACAAUAACAACAAGAGCAGUAAAGUCCUAUGUCUGUGUUCUUAUGGUGUUGAAAACUUGAAACAGAAACACACAAACACACGCACACCGUUACACUCAUGGACAUGGACUUGCAAACACCACCAACCAUCAUCCAUGAUAAGGUUCGUCUGUCAUCGUUGCCUUAACAACGAUUAUACACGAUGUUAUUGUUUUGUUCUGUGUUGCAGGAAGGCAGACAGGCGGAUAGAUUCCUUCGUCUGCAUAAACGGCAGCAUAAACGUUAAAAGUUCUAACGAGAAUAUUUUAGUCCUAUCCCGGGCUGCUGACGUGUAGGGCAGGUCAUGUCUAAUACGAAUAAUAAUAACAGAAACAGUAAAUAAAGACUGAUUUUUUCUAUGAAUUUUCAAAAUAGUUUUAAGACAAAGAAACAACCAAACUUUCAUAAUAAAUGUAAAACAACAACAACUAAAAAAGGAGUUGCAACUUAGAAAGAACACUUCAAUAAAACAAAAAAUAGUUUUCAAAAGAUAAAAUUAAUUAAUAUUUAAAAAGAAAAAACGUGUUAUAUUUUUCGAUAGAAAGAAUUCUAAGUGCUGCCACCGCAAUGUGUUCAGGAUUCAGUAAAUUGUUACGCCGGUAUCCCUUAUAUUUUCGCGAUAUGUUUGCAUUUGUUAAUAUAUUUAAAUCGCGUUUAAAAUAAACUUAAAAUGUGACAACAAAUUUGCAACCAAAAAAAAAAAACAAAUCUAAUAAAACAAUCAAUAUUGUAAAAAAUAAAAAAAUAAAUUCUUUUCUUUAACUAAAACUAAGUGAGAAACAAAGACUGAUUAAUUUAAGAAUUAAGUUAAAUAGAAUACUUAAAUAAACUCUAAAUAAGGAUUAGUUUAUAACGCAAAAAAAGAUUAAAAAUCAACAACAUAGCAUCAGUAACUCAAAAUAAAACCAAACCAACAUCAUACAAAAAUCAUUUAGAUUUAACAUUUCGUUAAAGACUAGGCGAGAAAAACGGAAGGAAAUUUUCAAAUAGGAAAAUUCAAACAAGGACCAAAUUUUUUAAUGUAUUAAAAAAAAGGAAAAACAAAAUGAAUGUAGCCACACAAUCUCAAACAAAAAUAGAAACACAACAACAACAUCAACAACAGCAACAACAAUUAGACGUCAACAUGCAAGUGUCCAGCAUUAAUAGCAGUAGUUUAGCGUCAAAACAGAAAUCACAUCAAUCGAGUGAUAUGAAUCCGCCAACAUCAGCACGUAGUCCCUCGCCAGAUGGCAGUCGAGACUAUGAUGUAACCCGCAUGAGAGAGGAAGACUUUGAACGCCUGGCCGUUUACAUAGUACCCGAUGUACAGUGUGAGCGUGGCGUUAGCAAUAGAGCCGAUAAAACACUGCCACGCAGUUUGACACUUAAACCAUCGAUGGUUUUUUCAUCACCAAAUGUUAAGACUGAAGGAGUUUGGAGUACUGGUGUUAUACCACGUGGUACCCGUUUUGGUCCCUUUGAAGGUGUUCCAACUCCUCACUAUCCCAACGAUUCAAAUACGGCGCGUUACUUUUGGCGGGUGCAGGGAACACGCCAUAUAACAUACGGAAAUAUAAAGAUAUUCAAAGAUGAUGAUUAUUAUUAUUUGGAUGGCUCCGAUCGUUCACAGUCGAAUUGGAUGCGUUAUGUGGCUUCGGCCUAUAGUCUGGACACCAUGAACUUGGUAGCUUGUCAGCAUCAGGAGAACAUCUACUUUUAUACCACACGCGAUAUCAUGCCUAAUGAAGAAUUAAUGGUGUGGUAUUGUAAGGAUUUCGCCAAACGUUUGGGUUAUGAUGUGGACCCGGAACGUACUUUAUUUGGAGCCUGCAAAGAGGUGGCCGAUGACGAUGAAGAAGGCGAGGUGGAGGCAGAGGAGGAACAUGAACCCGAAACAGAAGAGGAAUAUGUGUGUGUCAAGAAGAGAGCCUGUUCACCUUAUGAUAUGCCCGCCCCUGAAAUUCCGCCAGAAGUUGCCUACAAUCAUAUUACCUAUGUAAUGGGCCUUCAUUUACCACCUCCCCUGUCUUCAGGCGCACGCAAUGAUAGGCGUUCUCCCACUCCUAGUCCCUCCCCACCUAAUCAAACACAAAAUACACACCCGCAUAUCCAACACAGCCAUCAGUCUGGUCAUCAGUCAAGAACUCUGAUCAGACAUUCAACGCUGCAUCAGCCUCAUCAAAGUGUUUUACAUCUGAAACAAGAACCUACCUCGGUCAUUGUACAGGAUCAUCAUCACCUAGCAAUGGAACAAGAGUGCGUUAAUCAAAAGGACCACAAAGAUGUAGGAAGUUCUCCCAUAUCGCACAAAGAAGCCCAAUACGAACACCAGUUGACGCCAAAUGAUGGUAGCGUACGUUCGGUACGUUCUGAUGAGGGCUAUCACAGCAACGAGUAUCAUGAAGAUCGUCUAACGCCUUCGGGAGGUGACGAUAGUGAUACCGAAAGUGAACACAAUUAUGUUUUAGAUUGUUCGAAAAAAGCCAUUGCUCCCAAAGAAACCGUUAUUGCCCAUUCCCAAAAACCCUGCAGCACAGUUACAUCAGUGGCCUCGGCGAAUGUAACGGCCGCAGUAACAGCAGGUGAAUGCUGCAAAAACGAAUAUAGAAAGUUCAAAGUAAAAAUGCCUCUAAAAUAUGAAUUUAAGAAUAGUACCAAGACUGAAGCAAACAAUGCCACCACCACCAUUACUAACACCAAUAUCUCCUCUAUCAAACAGGAUGAUUUACACAUUACGGCCAGCUCAAGUGAGGAUGAGAAUCGUACAGAUUGCACUUCCUCUACACAAAUCGAUGAAAUGAUGGAUGUAGAUUGUCGUUCGUCGAGAAGUGUUAAUGAUGAAACCACUGCCACCACCACACAACCAGCCUCAAGUACAGUUAUUGUAUUGGAAAGCAGCCAAAAGCGCACAAUAGUGCCAUUAACUAAACCCUACUAUGAAGCCGAAUCCAGCUCUCCUCCACCUGCAGGUCAAGGCUACAUACGUUAUACACCUCCCUCUAGCAUUUUGGAAACAAUCCUGACUGGUCAACAUCAACAUCGUUUGGAAACGGCAGCUGCCGCUGCUGCUGUGGUUGUAGCAUGCCGUCAAGCUAACUCAGCUACUCCUCCCCCUUCGUCACCCACAGAAAUGGCUUAUUCUUACAAGAAGUCACAUCGUUAUGGCAAUGCUGUUAGCCCCGAUUCUAGUUCCAACAUGGUGGCAGAGCAUAGUGCACACGACAACGAAGCUGAAUUACACUUAAAUUCUACCACAUGUAAGAAAGAUCUCUGCUCUCCACCACCACCAUCUCUACAACAACAUCAUGUUUUAUUUUCACCAAAUGGUGUGCAUGGCGCCUAUGUCAAUGAUGGUCAACAUACACCGCCUUACUCCACCUACUCCUCUUAUUCCAACAGCAGUUUAAAUGGACAAUCAGUGAGCGUUUUACAUGCACCCACCUCCACUUUCCACUCACCACCCCACAGUGCUCAAUCCCCCUUUGACAGACAAUCGCAUUCCUCCAGUGGUUCCAAUCAAAACUUGCAUCUACUGCAAGGCAGUACACAAAUGCUUAAUCAUCCCCUAAUGCAGCCUCUUACACCCCUACAGAGACUAUCGCCUUUGCGCAUUUCACCACCUAGCAGCCUUAGUCCCGAUGGUAACUCUUGUCCACGCAGUGGCAGUCCUUUGAGUCCCAACUCCUUGGCUUCCCGUGGCUACCGCUCCUUACCCUAUCCGCUCAAAAAGAAAGAUGGUAAAAUGCAUUAUGAAUGCAAUGUUUGUUGUAAAACUUUCGGCCAAUUAAGCAAUUUAAAGGUACAUCUACGCACUCAUUCCGGUGAAAGACCUUUCAAAUGCAAUGUCUGCACCAAGAGUUUCACCCAAUUGGCCCACUUACAGAAACAUCAUCUGGUGCAUACGGGCGAAAAACCUCACCAGUGCGAUAUUUGCAAGAAACGUUUCUCAUCCACAUCGAAUUUGAAGACUCAUUUACGCUUACACAGCGGUCAAAAGCCAUAUGCUUGCGAUUUAUGUCCGCAAAAGUUUACACAAUUUGUGCAUUUGAAAUUGCACAAACGUUUGCAUACCAAUGAUCGGCCGUACGUGUGUCAAGGUUGUGAUAAGAAAUAUAUAAGUGCUUCAGGUUUACGUACCCAUUGGAAGACCACCAGUUGCAAGCCAAAUAAUUUAGAAGAAGAAUUAGCCAUGGCGGCAGCAGCAACUUCGGAAUGUUUAGACAAAGACCACCCUGAACCAGACUCCAGAGAAGCAUUCGAACAAAUACAACAGCAUAUACAUCCACAUUUGCGACAUGCCGAACAUUUGAACACAGGCCGCGGCAUAGGUCAUUCGUCACAACAAACGCAUAGUCACAUGCAACAGCAACACGUUCCUAUGCUGCACCAACAUUUGCCACCUCCCUCCUCGGCUGCUGCUGCCAACAUGCUGCUCACAACUGCCAACCAAAUCCAUCAACAUCAGCAUCAACACCAGCACCAACAACAUCCCCAUCAGCAGCAGCAACAACAACUUCUUCAUACACACCAGCAACAUUUACUACAACAUCAAACACUCAAAGUUAAACCCCAGCUGCACAUGAUGCCAAACAAUAACCAUGACUCUGGCCCCGCAGGACCCAAUAAUAUGUCCCAUGCCCAUGUAGCAGCAGCAGCGGCGGCACAUGCAGCAGCAGCCGCUGCAGCUGCUGCCCAUGCUGCCUCACAACAUCCCUUGGGUCCACCACAAGAUUCACGACCCUCUGUCAUAGAAUCAAAUCAACCCAUGAUCAUUGAAUGUACGUAAAUUGUAAAACAACAAACAGCAAUUGAAAGCUCAAUAGAUCAACCUCUAUCUCUCUUUCUCUCUGAGUGCUUGUAAGUGUUGUAAACUAUGCCAACAAGCAGUGAGCAAAGAAAGCUUCUUUCUUACUUUGCUCAGGCUUGUCUCAACCACAGCUUUAGGAAAAGCUUUUGUUUUUCCAGUGGAUCCACAACAACCAUAAAAAUGAGUGCAAUAAUUAAACAAAAAACAUUGUCGGUAUUAUUAAAUGAAACAAAAAGUAAUUUAAGCUUAAAUAUACUUAUUUUGUAAAAAAUUACUAAACAACAACAAAUUUUGAAUUUAUAAAGGAAUUUGUAACAAAAUUAUAUCUGAACAAAAAAGAAAAAAACGAUCUCAACAAUUGGCAGCCAAUUAUAUUAAAACAUAAUUUUUGAAAAAGCUCUGUUAUGCUGAAGGUAGUUUGAAAACUUUUGGUUUAAUUAAUUAUUAAGGAAAUCAAAAAGUUUGAAAAACAGCUUUUAAGUUUAAGAGUUAUAAAUUAAUUUCUUUUUCUUGGGAAAAAACUAAUGUUUAUCUUAUAUUCUUGCAGAUAUUUAGUAUGUUAAGGUAAUUUCAUUUAGAAAAAAACAAUUAUAGUUAAUCAUUUUAAAACAACAAAAAAUUAAGGAAAAAUGUUUAAACAUUACUCUCCGACAGCGUCAUUAAAAGUGCAUUUAAUAAAAAUAGUAGUUUGUAAUUAAACAAAAAUAAAAGAAAAAUUUUGUAAAAAUCGUUAUAGAAAAACAAAUUAGAUGGAAAUUACAUAAAAGUUGCCUUAUUUCAUUAGAUUUUUAUAAAAUUUUUUAGUAAAUUUUUUUUUUUAUUUCCAAACACAGAUUAAUAGAAAAGUAUUUUUUUGUAUAAAAAAAAUGUAAAAAAUUAAUAAAAUUCUAUAUGGAUAGACACAUGUUUAGAGAUAAUAGAUUUUUGUUUAAAAUUAAAACUUUUUUUAAAUGUAAAUAUUUUUACCAAAUGCCGCUAAGUGUGGUUUUCUUUAAAAUUUUCAAACUAUAA